This is a messenger RNA of Plodia interpunctella (Indianmeal moth), 2753 nucleotides long. RefSeq lists its product as uncharacterized. The transcript is spliced from 11 exons. Bases 395 to 2650 code for a protein of 751 amino acids. Gene Ontology annotation, cellular component: membrane. The record is from RefSeq and is a predicted model, not a curated record. NCBI's taxonomy places the organism in Eukaryota, Metazoa, Arthropoda, Insecta, Lepidoptera, Pyralidae.
AGUGUCGCGCUGAACUUUCAUACUCGCAGUCGCGCAUGCGUAUAAAGCGCACGCACUACACGCAUUCGCUUUUUUGCAAUUUGUUUUGUUUGUGGUCUAAGUGUGUUUAUUUAAACCUCACAAAAAUGUAAUACAGACAAAUGAUUAAAGUUUUGAAAAGUGUUUAAUUUUGGAGAAAAAUCAAGAUUUUUUUCAAUUACAGAAAAAUUAAUAAUAAGACAUUUCAAAUUAAUGUUUGCGAAAUCUAUCUUCCAUGAAUCAAGUACGUCCCCGGCAUACGGUUCAUGAGGGAGGCAGGUUGAUGAAGAAUUUUCCCACGUAGGACUUUUCCCUUGUGUGGAAACACGGCCGGCCAGUUUUCAGUAUCAGUACAAUUAAAUCUAUAAGUCCCAACAUGCGGUUCUUAUAUUCUUUCUGCCGGCGGAUCACCGACGACUUGAAGCAAAAGAAGCUGAUACCACUGAAGAUAUUGUUUUUUGUACAUGCCUCUACGUUGUUCGUGUUAUAUCCGUACCUGACAAUUCAUAUGCGCGAGCUGGGCAUCAACGUGGAGGAGGCCGCCAUCAUGUCGGCCGUCACGCCCGUGGUCUCCAUCGUCAUGCCCCCGCUUGCCGGCAUGCUGGCUGACAAAAUUGGCAAUUUCAGGUUACUGCUGGCGUUCUCGUCAGGACUGGGAGGUUUGUCGGCACUGCUGCUGUUGCUGGUGCCGGUGGGCCGCAUCAAGGUCACCUUCCCUCCGGCCGUCGAGCUCCUCGCCUCCUGUGGUGUCGACGGCCUGCAGCUCCACACACAUCGCGACCAGUUCUGCCAACCAAAACAUCUGUACUCGUACAAAGUCGAUAUGGAGAUACCAACAUGUGGGUUUGUUUGCACAUUACCGUACGAACUAUCGGCCGCGGACAGAGAUGACAUAGUCAAUAGUCAAUCGUACGAAGUGCAGCUCGAAUGGCAUCAAAUGCUGUACCGGCAUGCCGUAUCUAACUCGCUGCCCCUCGCCACUCCGCCCACCAAGUACCACGCCACACGGAAAAUGAACAACCAACCAUACCUCAACACGACCGUCUCGAGAAUCCUCGACGAUCAACUUUUCUUUCCAGUGCCAAAACUGUUUCAACUACAAUGCGAUUAUGAGAACAACACUUGCUCUCUGGGACAGGGAGACGUCGUUACUACAUCCGCAAUUGAGAGCCAAGAAAAAUAUAACGUUUGGGUGUCGUAUGAAGCACGAAAAGAACAGAAUGAUGUUAAAGAGUUCUGGGUCGCACUGUCUGAUGGAAACUCGACGAAGAAAGACUAUCAAGUUUCAUGUAUAGACAAUUAUUUGAAGGUACAUGACGCCAAAGGGAUAAUAGUGCAGACCACCUCGAGAGAACUGGGUGAUUGCUCUGCAGCAUGUAUCACGACGAUUCCUCGUAAAGUGCUGUGUGAGAACAUGGAACAACACGUCGAAAUAGAUCCCGUGUUUACUUUUUGGAUCUACCUUGCUGUCCGCGUGUUUAUCGGCAUCAUCAGCGGCACCGCGUUCGCGAUGUUCGAAGGCGCCGUGAUCUCCAUCGUGCGCGAGCAGCAGGCGGACUAUGGGCUGCAGAGGCUGUAUGGCAGCAUCGGGGGUAUGAUCUCCUCGCCGCUGUCCGGCCUGCUCAUCGACUACGCCAGCAGGGGAAAGGGAUACACUGACUUCAGGCCUGCGUUCUACCUGUAUGCAGUGCUGAAGGUGGCUUCAGGAUUCCUGAUGCUGAGCAUUGACCUGCAGUUUAAGCAACCCGCGCAGAACUUGCUUACUGACGUCAUAUCCGUCUUCAAGAAUAUCGAGAUGGUCGCUCUGUUGAUCGCCUGCUUCGUUUUGGGUACCGCAUGGGGCUUCAUAGAGAGUUGGCUGUUUUGGCUGCUGCAGGACAUGGGUGCGUCGCGGUGGUUGAUGGGCAUCACCAUCACGGUGGGGGGCAUCGCGGGGCUCCCGCUGCUGGUGCUCUCGGGGCCCAUCAUCAGGAAGCUCGGACAUGCCAAUGUGCUGUUCAUUGGAUUUGUGUUCUACGCCAUUAGAUUGUUGGGCUACUCGCUGAUCUACACGCCGUGGCUGUGCCUGGUGUUCGAGGCGCUGGAGUCGGUGACGUCGUCGCUGUCGUUCACGGCCGCCGUCACGUACGCGGCGCAGCUCUCCUCCACCUCCACCGACACCUCCGUGCAGGGGCUGCUGGGCGGGCUCUACUACGGCGUCGGUAAAGGAUCUGGAAGUCUCAUUGGGGGUUACCUAAUGAAAUUUUUCGGCGACAGACCGACCUACCAGAUCUUCGCUGGAGCCACAUUCAUCACAGGAUGUAUUUAUUUCCUGUUCAAUAAAUUCUACCUGCGCAAGAGGGUCACCCGCGGCGACAGCGACACCUGUAAGAAGAAGCCAACUGAAUUAGACGUGGAGUGCCGGGAAACGGGUAAAGAUGUCAAUGUAGCUAAUAUGACGGUAGAUGUCGCUAAAGUGGACGCGCACAAAGCAAGUAAUAUCCAUGCUGCGCAAAUAACCCACCAAAGUAAUAUAAAAAGUUCUACGGACAGCACAGAUGGCGGUAGUGAUUCGGGAGUUGAUAAUCCCGCUUAUAAUGACUCUGAGCCCGCCAACGAUCCUAGAAAAGAUGAUAAUAAAAUUGACGGGUAAUUAUGUUUAACUUUAUUAUUAAAUAAUUGUUACAAAAUAUUUUAAUUUAUCAAUUUAAGUAAACUAAAUGUAUAUAAAUAAAUUAUUCUAAGUUAUAAUGUUA